AUGGAUAGAAUAUCAUUCUUGGGAUACAACACACCAACCGAAGUAAAGAAUGUGUUGCCUAUACUAGCUAAAAUAGAACAAUCCUACUGUAGACAGAUCGUAUCAUUGGUUGUAUCAUACCUCAAAGCAAAGAAAAUAGACAGCAAUCAACAAGAAUAUCAAAAGUUUAAUCAAAUCACAAAAGAGAUUCACGAUAAACUAUCAAUAGCUUCACAACAACAACAAACACAACAAACACAACAACAAGAUGAUCAAUCAUCAAUAUUAUUCACUGGUAUCUAUUAUAUAUUAAAGUUGGCAAUCAAGACAAAGGUUUCUGUAGAAUACUUUAUUACAGAUUUAACAGAACUCAAGAUACCAUCAACCAUUUUAACAGAUUUACAAAAAGUUUACACAAAUAUUCGUAAAGAAUUAAUCGAUAAAGUGUUGAGUGAUAAGAUUCUAUUCCCACAAUUGGAAACCUUAAAAUGGAGAGUAGAUGUCAUCAUUAGCAGUAGUUUUACAUCUCGUAUUCUUCAUCCCAUCAUUUUAAUGGAAACUACCGAUACCAAAGGAAACAAGAGAACAUUUGAAGUUAGUGUCGAUAUGUUCCAUAAACUCAGAUACAAUGUAUCAAAAGUAUUAAAAGAUAUGGAAGAUUUGGAUCAAUUACCAAUUUUGAAAAUUGAUAAAUAA
Molecule: messenger RNA, 675 nt
Organism: Cavenderia fasciculata
Lineage: Eukaryota; Evosea; Eumycetozoa; Acytosteliales; Cavenderiaceae
Gene: commd5
Product: COMM domain-containing protein 5
Exons: 2
Coding region: 1-675 (224 amino acids)
Cellular component (GO): nucleus
Source: RefSeq, a predicted model, not a curated record